ACUACACAGAGAGGAUGCGGAGGGAUUGCUGGAGCGGGAUGGGGACUUCCUGAUCCGAGACUCGCGCACCUGUUCCCGUGACUACGUGCUUACCUGCCGCUGGAGGGACGAGCCCAUGCACUUCAAGAUCAUCCGCAUUGUGCUGCGCCCCAAGAAGGGCUACUCUCGUGAGCUUUUCCAGUUCGAGGACGAUCAGUUCGACAACAUCCCGGCGCUGGUCCGAUUCCACGUGGGCGGCCGCAAGCCCAUCUCCCACACCUCCGGUGUCGUUAUCUUUCACCCAAUCACACGUACGCUGCCCUUACGUGUCAUCAGCGAGCGCCAGGCGGCAAAGUCGUCGCGUGACCACAGCAAGAGGCGGAGCCUAAGCUCCACGCACAUGGACAUGCUGCAGGUCAACAACAACCUGCUCAGGAGCGGGAGUCAGCCAGCAAACCUGGAGAACGUGGGCAGGCCCUCUUUACAGUCAGCGCAGUCUGACAGCAACCUGCGCACAGGUGUUCCAGCCAUCAACCGGUCUUCCACCUGUGGCCCCGCCCCCAUCUCCCCCGUGUUCCGCACGGGUAGCGAGCCCCUCCUCAGCCCGCGCUCCACACGCCCCCAGCGCGCCAGCCAAUCAGGCUCCCCGUCCUCCUCCUCCACCUCCCCUUCCUGCGGAGGCUCCACCCUCCGCGGCUCCGACGGCCAGCUGUAUUCCCGGGCGCCGCCCAAACCCUUACGGGUCUCCGCUCUCUUCCCCGGCUUCCCGCCUCUGCCCUCUCCCUCGUCGCCGCGGUCGCGACCCGACCCCUCGUGCUUCUACGACGAGCUGGUGCCGCACAUCCCGCCCUCCAUGCUGCCGGCGCGCGGCCACGCCGCCCGUCUCCGCGCCGAGGAGAAGUGGCAGAGCCGCGCCCGGCUCACCGAGACCAGCUUCGGCUUCCUGGAGUCGCCGCCGCUCUCGCCGCGAACGGACGGACAGGAAGUGGAGGAGGAGGACGGGGUGGGGACGGCGGCGGCGUUUGUGAGGCCGCAGGAGGAGACGGAGUCCAGCUUCAGGCUGGAGGAGUUCCGCUCGCUGCUGCUGCCCGAGGGGAACAAGCCUCUGGAGCAGGCCGUGCUCGUCAAGCUCAAGGAGCUGUUCUCAUGCAUGCCUGUGCGCAACACCGCACUGCACAUGCUCAGUGUGGACUGCCAGGUGGCUCGUAUCACCGGGGUAACGCCGGAGCAGAGGAGGAUGAUGGGAGUAGACUCAGGUCUGGAACUCAUCACACUACCACACGGGAGCCAGCUCAGACAAGACUUGCUGGAGAGGCAUCACCUGAUCUCGCUGGGCAUCGCCGUGGACCUGCUGGGCUGCACGGGGACGGUGGGGCAGCGGUCGACCGUCCUGCACAAGAUCAUCCAGCUGGGCGAGGAGCUGAGGAGCAACGCCAACGACCUCUACGCUUUCUCCGCCGUCAUGGCCGCCCUGGAGAUGCCACAGAUCACGCGAUUGGAGAUGACAUGGAGAUCCUUAAGGAGGAAUCACACAGAGAGUGCUGUGCUGUUUGAGAAGACACACAAACCUUUCAUGAAGUCGCUCAACGAGGGCGAUGACUCGGUGGUCUCUGGUCCUGUGGCCGUGCCUCACAUAGUUCCGCUGCUGCGUCUGAUGGAGGGGGAGGAGUUUGAGGAGCACACUGACCCAGAGAGAGGCUGCCUCCUGCUCUACAGCACCCUACAGGCGGCCCGCACAGCAGCCCUGCAGGCAGCAGAGUACCAGCAGCACGCACACAGCCUGCUCUCAGCCGGCUGGGAGCCAAUCCCAGAGCUCCGGGAGGCGUUCCGAACGGAGUUUGCUCUGCGUUUGUUCUGGGGUCAGUCCGGAGCCGAGGCGGACCGCCAGGAACGCUACGAGAAGUUCGACAAGAUCCUCACCGUUCUCUCCAGCAAGCUGGAACCACUCGAGGUCCCCACUGACACCCUGUGAACUUUAGCCCCUGACCUUACACUGUGACCUUGACCUUCAUACUUCUCGGCUGGUGUGGCCCCAGCUUGAUCAUUUUGGAUCGUGUGGAUCUUUCUGGAUCUUUCUGGAUCUUUCUUUGGACUGUUGCUGUUGCCACAAAGCCAUUCAAACUGAUUUGGGUUCAGCAAUACCAGGCCACACCUUGCCAUACGAGCCGAAGCCAGAGCAGCAUCUCUGCGCUGGAAUCAGUGGCCGCAGGGCAUAAACUAUUCCUACAGUCUGGGCAGCAGUGAUACCAGAGCUAAAUGGCUUCUUGUCCUUCACACUGUACCCUUAACGAACAUGUGUGCUCAUCGCCUUUUGUCAAAUAACGUAAGAGAGAAUGAUGAUGUAUGUAUCUUUUCCAUCUCUCGAUGGCCAUCCCAUUGUUUAUAGAUCAGUGCUCUGGACGAAACAAGGGGAGGGGAGAUGAAUGAGCCCUGUGUUGAGGAGAUCAGGAAUCAGA
Molecule: messenger RNA, 2435 nt
Organism: Clupea harengus (Atlantic herring)
Lineage: Eukaryota; Metazoa; Chordata; Actinopteri; Clupeiformes; Clupeidae
Gene: sh2d3a
Product: breast cancer anti-estrogen resistance protein 3 homolog
Exons: 10
Coding region: 116-1951 (611 amino acids)
Biological process (GO): positive regulation of peptidyl-serine phosphorylation; small GTPase-mediated signal transduction
Molecular function (GO): guanyl-nucleotide exchange factor activity; phosphotyrosine residue binding
Source: RefSeq, a predicted model, not a curated record